ACACAACAUGCGCACAGAAUGACGUGCCUGGGGUAUGAUGCUUGAUUUCCAAGCAGCCUUACCGAAGUGCUUACGCUGGAUGCCUUUCCAUCUUCUGGCGAGUAUCUAAGGCGUUCUCCCUCGCGAGGGAACAGCACAACGCAGUCACCGUCACUGGGCCACUGACUCACCAUGACCCAAGACGAACAACAGCCCCUUCUGGGCAUCCCCAGCGCCACCCCGGUGUUUCCAGAUGAGGUGCCCGACGCCGAGGCAGCAACCCGACCGCCAGCCCACGAGGCAAAAACCCUCACCUGGACGAGCGCCUAUAUUCUGGUCGUGUCGCGAGUCAUUGGCAGUGGCAUUUUCGCAACCCCCGGCUCGAUAGUCAAAUCCGCCGGUAGUGUUGGGCUGUCGCUGUUGAUCUGGGGCGUGGGCACCGUACUGGCCGCCUGCGGACUGGCUGUCUCGCUGGAAUAUGGAUGCAUGUUGCCUCGCUCGGGUGGCGACAAGGUGUACCUGGAAUACACUUAUCCACGACCGCGAUUCCUCGCAUCGACGUUGAUCGCCGUGCAGGCGGUGGUGCUGGGAUUCACAGCCAGCAACUGCAUCGUCUUCGCCAAGUACACUUUCUUCGCCUUCGACAUCCAGCCCACCGAGUUGCAGCACAAAAUCCUCGCGCUAGGCCUGAUCACCUUCGUCACGGGCAUGCAUGGCUUUUUUCUGCGAACGGGAAUCUGGGUACAAAACGUGCUGGGAUGGCUGAAGAUCUUUCUGGUCGGAGCUAUCUCACUCACCGGCAUCUGGGUUAUUCUGGCCCGGCCCCCGAGUGAAACGGAUGCUUCAUUUGGCGGUUCGCGAGGGGGUGUCUUCUCGUGGGACUCCCUCUGGGAAGGCUCCAACUGGAGCUGGAACCUACUGUCCACGUCGCUUUUUAAGGUCAUCUAUUCCUACGCCGGCCUAAGCAACCUGAACAACGUCAUGAACGAGGUGCGAAACCCAGUACGUACGUUGAAAACUGUGUGUCCUGCGGCGCUUAUGACCGCCGGUGCGCUGUACUUCCUGGCGAAUAUAUCCUACUUUCUGGUGAUUCCGAUCGACGAGAUCAAGAACAGUGGUGAACUCGUGGCCGCGCUGUUGUUUGAGCGUCUUUUUGGCAACCAGAUCGGCCAGACAUUGCUUCCAUUAGCAAUUGCCAUCUCUGCAGCAGGAAAUGUCAUGGUGGUCACUUUUGCACUGGCGCGUGUCAACCAGGAAAUUGCCCGCCAAGGCUUCCUCCCUUGGUCCAAGGUCUUGUCGUCGUCUCGACCGUUCGGGGCCCCUUUGGGUGGACUGCUCGUGCACUACGUUCCCUCAGUCUUGGUGAUUGCGCUGCCACCGCAGGGCGACGUCUACAAUUUCAUCCUCGAUGUCGAGGGGUACCCGGGUCAGUUCUUCAGUCUGGCCGUAACUCUGGGCUUGCUGCUCCUGCGAUAUAAAGAGCCCGAUUUGCCUCGUCCGUUCAAAGCGUGGCUGCCAGCCGUGUGGUUGCGGGUGCUCAUCUCCCUGGUCCUGUUGUCGUCGCCCUUCUUCCAUCCAGAGGGCGGAAAGGGUGAUGUAGGCUUCUUCUACGCGACGUAUGCGAUUGUUGGGACGGGCGUAAACAGAGUUGUCUUUGGCGUUGUAUACUGGUACGUAUGGACGGUGCUCCUCCCGCGUUGGGGAGGAUACCACCUGGAGGAAGAGAAGGCAGUCACAGAGGAUGGAGUAGCGCAUAACAAGCUAGUUCGCGUAUAUGAGUAG
Molecule: messenger RNA, 1761 nt
Organism: Aspergillus homomorphus CBS 101889
Lineage: Eukaryota; Fungi; Ascomycota; Eurotiomycetes; Eurotiales; Aspergillaceae
Product: putative methionine permease
Exons: 4
Coding region: 172-1761 (529 amino acids)
Biological process (GO): amino acid transmembrane transport
Cellular component (GO): membrane
Molecular function (GO): L-amino acid transmembrane transporter activity
Source: RefSeq, a predicted model, not a curated record